GAGAGCUGCAAUGAUUUCAGUUUCAUGCAAAAAUGCCUUCGUUUGGACAUCGCAGUAGUAAGCACAUAUAAUACCGUCAUGAGUGGAAUAGUCCAACAGAUCUCUGUAGGUGCAGCCAGCCCCUACUUCCUGCGAGUGGACUGGGCCGUAGACCUGGGUGCUGGAUUCACAUUAGCUCUCACCGAUGGACACUCGGCGUGGAUUGGAGAGGUUUCAGAAGAUGAGGUGACAAAAGAAGCCAACGACUUGGGAGCCACAAGGGACAGAUAUGUUGAGGAUCUUCUUCAAGCGCUAACAGGAGGCCCAGGAAGUAGAGGAGGAGGAGGAAGGAGAAAAGGCGACAAGGCUGUGUAUUCAUUCCACGUCACAACAGAUCACUGUCAUCUCUCAUAUCAGAAGAUCUGUAAUGACAUCUCGGUUCAUUUGGGUUCAGUAGAGCUCCAGCCAGUGCCAGACCCUCUGGAGCUGAAGCGGGAGAUGAUUGGUCAGUCUCUAAAGUACAGUACAGAUCUGGAGUCCAAGAACUGCCAGCUGUUGGAGGAGAACCGUCGACUGAAACAGGAGCACCAGAGAAUACUCAGAGAGCUGGGGCAGCAAGUGGAGGAUAAGGAGAUGUUGGAGGGGAAGAUGUACUCACGUUUUGUCAUGGUGCUGAAUGAGAAGAAGGCCAAGAUCAGAGGCCUGCAGGAAGCUCUCCGCCAUCUCCAGCCCACUGAAGACCAGCAGGCAGAUGGAGAGGGUACACAGAGUGACAACGAAAGUAAGGACAGAAAGGAGGAGACGGUUCAUGGUCCAUCUCAGGAGCAAACUCUUCUCAUCACAGGUUGUAAUCUGGUGAGCCAGGGCAUGUCUGUCGACCAGACUUUUUCUGAUGAAGAGGAUGAACAACCGCGGCGAAAGCGAAGGUUACAUCACACCCAGAGCCCAGAGCGUUCUGAGCAGGAAUAAAGGCAGAUACCAUUUAGGAACGAAAAGCCUAAAUCUAAGCUUUUUCUGAUAAACAAGUUUUCUUAAAGCCUCUCCAGCUAUGUGGCAAUAUACUUAUGGCUAGUCAACCCUCACCUCGAUACACACAACCAUAACAGUGACAACCAGGCAACAGAGUCCUGGAGGUGUCCCCAGAUUUCGACCCAGAUUUCGAGCCAGAGCAUGUCACCGUCAUCUGGUUUGCUUUAACUGUGACAAUUACCUGCUACAGCUCUCAUGAGAGCCUAACUGCUUGUCUCUUGUCUUCAAUAAAUCAAAAGACGAACAACUAAUGACGCUAUCAUUUUCCAGACACUUCAGACUGUGUGCUCCAUUGUGAGCUGCCGUCAAUACUUUGCCCAGAUACUUUAAUAAUCAUGAGAUAACAGCCACUUAACGUCCUCCAGUGCUUCCUCAGGAACUGCUGCUGUUGCUAAUGACUUGGAGAACAAGGUAGAGAAUCUGGACCAAGAGUAUGGAAGUAAUUUCUCAAGAGCUUGACUUCGCCCUGAGCUUGAAUUUGGCUGCCAAACCCCUCAACCUUGUCUCUGUGAGACUGAACAAGAGUAACAACUACUGAGGGACAACAGGCUACACCCAGAAAACAGGGUGUCACCAACAUCGAAACGAAGCUGCCUUGUUGCUGCUUUUUCAUCAUGUUUGCUGAUGUUUUCCCUGCUCUUUUCAUUAUGAAAAUAAACCAUGCGCCAUCUCUUUCAUUUCCUCUUUAUAAACUAGCGUUUUGCGUACAAUCAUUUUACCUCCUUUUCAUCUGCCCUUUUAUUCUGUAGAUGUUUUGUGGCCCAAACUCACUGUGUGGUGUUUUGCAGAGGGUUAAUGAGCGUAUGUUGUCUCUCUGUAUUCUCAUCCUCAACCUCUUCUUUUACCUUUACUACCAGCUUUAGGUCCUAAGGUCAUCACAGUGUGUCUUCACACUGACAGUAAUGAACCUCUGGAGAUUUACUCGGGUCUUCAUCUGACCAUUCUACCUUUGACUUCUCGACCUUCCUGCUGUCUUUAUGAUUUUGAUGUUACCUAAACGUCAGCUGAAGACCACGGGUGGCCGCCUGGAUAAUCUCACAACACGCGCUUGAAGGUUUAGUAAUCCCCACAGGAAUGUCACACUGUCUCCUCUAUACAUCCCAUCAAUAAGGCAUUUUGUGAACCGAGGCCCAGAUCAGUUUCUGAGGAUGAUUUACAGAUUAAUGCAUGAAGGUUUGAUCGAGGAUAAGACAAAGAUUAUGAAACUCUGUUAAUAUUUCACUCUCUGGUUUUAUUUAAUGAUUAGAGCAUGCUUACCUGACUACAGAAUAGUUAUUUUUUUAAAUAACCUAAUGAUAUGUUUUCCUUGUGUAAAAUACAUUUAAAUGUUUCUCAGCUGAUUCAAUCAUUUGUAUUUAUUUCAUGUUCUAGAAAUGUAUAUAAAUAAGAAAUAUUUCAAUUGGGAAAAAAAUGAAAAGUUGUAAAUGUUUUGCAAUAUGUUUUACGUGGCAAGGCAUGUUAAUUUGAACUCGACUUCA
Messenger RNA from Trematomus bernacchii (emerald rockcod), 2486 nucleotides. RefSeq names its product DNA repair protein XRCC4-like. The record is from RefSeq and is a predicted model, not a curated record. Gene Ontology annotation, molecular function: DNA binding. Gene Ontology annotation, cellular component: DNA ligase IV complex; DNA-dependent protein kinase-DNA ligase 4 complex; nucleus. The coding region runs from base 25 to 948 and encodes 307 amino acids. Lineage: Eukaryota; Metazoa; Chordata; Actinopteri; Perciformes; Nototheniidae. The transcript is spliced from 8 exons. Gene Ontology annotation, biological process: positive regulation of ligase activity; immunoglobulin V(D)J recombination; double-strand break repair via nonhomologous end joining.